Molecule: messenger RNA, 1359 nt
Organism: Anopheles darlingi
Lineage: Eukaryota; Metazoa; Arthropoda; Insecta; Diptera; Culicidae
Exons: 3
Coding region: 273-1244 (323 amino acids)
Cellular component (GO): cytoplasm
Molecular function (GO): phosphatase activity
Source: RefSeq, a predicted model, not a curated record
AUUCCGAAAAAGGCAUUUCAGUGUGAAUGUUUUCUUCUGCCUUACAAUCAAUGAUAACUUGAUUUUAUUUGUGGAAAACACUUGAUGUUCUGAAAAUUAUGGUUUCAAGGAGGAUUUAAUGUAGAAUUUCUUUUUCAAAAUAACACGUGUUACCCUGUGCCAAGAUGACAAGAGUGUAACAAACGCCGUGAAGCAGUUUUGAAUUCGCGCGAGCGUGCCCAACCUAGCUCAAUUGGAGUUAAUUUAGAAUUACAGCAGAGUUCUAGGCCACAAUGGCAUCCGGGAGACGGGAAGCAAAAGUGCCCAAGAAUCUAACACAAUUGUCGAUCGAAGAGAAGACGCAAUUCCUCAACUCGUUCGACAUGGUGCAGACGGAUUGUGAUGGUGUUCUUUGGAAUAUCAAGGACAUUUUUCCCGGUGGCGAACUUAGCAUCCGAGCUCUCCGGAACAAUGGUAAACGGGUGAUCUACGUUUCGAACAACAGUGUCCGCACGAUGGAGGAUUACAGGAAUAAACUUGGCCGGCUAACGGAUUACACGCUGGAUGAGGACGAUGUCGUUCAUCCGGCACGGACUAUCGUCGAGUAUCUGCGAUGGAGAAAAUUCGAUGCACUAUGCUACGUUAUCGGAAGUACAAACUUCAAAAACUAUAUCCGGGAAGCCGGCUUUCGCAUCAUCGAUGGUCCGGAUGUCCCUAUAGAGGGAUUACGCGAUGCGAUUGCUCAGAUCAACGAUCAGCAACCGGUGAAAGCGGUCAUAGUAGACUUUGAUCACAACUGCAACAACCUUCAGCUGCAGCGUGCUCAGCUCUAUCUCCAGCGCUGCAACGAUUGCUGGUUCAUUGCUGGAGCCAUGGAUAAAGUCCUGCCGGUCGGGCCAAGGAUGCGUCUCAUCGGUUCCGGCUUCUACGUUGAAAUGUUACAGCAGUUAGCUGACCGCAAGCCGAUCGUUCUCGGCAAACCGGGACUUGAAAUGAGUAAGGUCAUAAAGCGGCUCUACUCGAUCGAGGACUCUCGCCGGGUGCUGUUUGUUGGUGACCAACCGGGAAGCGAUGUGAAGUUUGGUAGUAUUUCCGGUUUCCAAACGCUUCUCGUUGGUACCGGUGGUGUCCGACCGGAGCAUCUGCUGGCGGAAGGCCAGGAUCGUGAUGAGGAAACCGUGCCCGAUUAUUACAUUCCUACGUUUGCGGAUCUGGCACAGGUCGUGCUGGAUGUGCAGACGAACGUGGCCAAGUCCGUUUUAUAGUUAAAUUAGUUAAUAAGCGAUUGAUAUCGCAUAAAAAUGUUCCAAAGGUUCUGCUUGUAAAGCACCUCAUGCCAGAUUUCAAUCGAGUAAAUUGAAUUAUUUUUUUAGCAUCAUG